This is a messenger RNA of Cydia fagiglandana, 897 nucleotides long. RefSeq lists its product as uncharacterized. The record is from RefSeq and is a predicted model, not a curated record. NCBI's taxonomy places the organism in Eukaryota, Metazoa, Arthropoda, Insecta, Lepidoptera, Tortricidae. Bases 203 to 577 code for a protein of 124 amino acids. The transcript has a single exon.
GGAAUCCUCCGCGGGGAGGGGCUGCGCACACGCCGGCGCGGCCUAUAAAACGAGCGCACGCGGCCAGCUUGAAUCAUUCUUGAUACAACCAGCCAGUGAGAGGCAAUCAAACUCUCUCCAGCCAGUAUCAUCACUAAAAAACAAACAAAUAAAACAUUUGGCCAUUUCUUUCUUGAAAAAGAAAAACAUUCCAAUUUCAAAAAUGAAGCAAUACUCGAUCGUCGGCAACAAGAAGAAAGUCACCAUGGAAACAAACGCCACGCGUCUAAAGGUCGUUGGCAACGGCUGCGUCAUAAUAGUCAAAAGCAACCAAGGUCACAUCGAAGUCAUCGGCAGCGAUUGCAAGAUUAACGUUGUUGACAACUUUGGGACCAUCAACCUAGUCGGAGCCAAUGGUCUAGUGACAGUUUCUAGACGUUACAAGAACGAUGACAUUCAACUUAUUGGUGCCUCCUGUCAUUUGCUAGUGGAUGGGAAAGAAAAAGCAACAUUUGAGCCGUUUUCUGCUCAACUCUCGCCGUUCAGCAAGAAUUUGGAUGAUGUUAUUGAGUCUAUCUUCACCUUCGUCAUGCGUUGAAGAAAUGAGACUUAGUUAUGUGAUUGAACUUUGCCGCUCAGUGCUUUAUCUGUGACGCGUUGUUUUCGAUAUGUGACGCGUUGUGCCGUCGGCCGGUGCGUGAUUUGAUAAGUUUUGAUACCGGAUACAGGUGAUUCCUAGUAUCAGUUUGUAAGGAGGCCGCUUUUUUCAUAUGAAUGUAAAAUUUACAUUCUGGAUUUGUUUUAUUUGGGGCUUAGAAUGGAAUUACGUUAUGUUUUUGAAAACUGUGUUGUUUUAAAUGCUUGCUUAGUAUCUGUUUUUUAAAUGUUUGUCAAAAGUUUGAAAAAAGAGAUGAUAUG